Molecule: messenger RNA, 795 nt
Organism: Xylaria bambusicola
Lineage: Eukaryota; Fungi; Ascomycota; Sordariomycetes; Xylariales; Xylariaceae
Exons: 1
Coding region: 1-795 (264 amino acids)
Source: RefSeq, a predicted model, not a curated record
AUGUCAAUUUUGACAGCUUCGACAGCCUUAGCCACACCUCUCGUUCAACCAGUCUCUAGGUCCGACUCCAGUGGUGCGGUAUGGGCUACGCCUCAUGAUAGCUAUUCCUCUUCGGUCGGCGUCCUCGGCUGCAAGGUUAACACUGACCGAAUCGCUUACUGGCCUGGCUCUGUCGACUGCAAUAACAUCUGCGUGUCGUUGAAGUACGACGGCCGCUCUGUAAAACUACUUCGUAUUGACUCAUCCGAAGGCGCCCACGACGUCAGCUACGAUGCCUGGAACUACCUCAUAACAGGAUAUUCGGCAACCAAAAAGCCUACAGCGGGUGGCGCUGUCGCCAUGGAAUUUGAGUACUUGGAGCCCUCGGCCUGUGCUGAUCUCAUCCAUACAAAAGGCCACAAGCUGCCUCUGAGUGCAUCAAAUAGUAUAAAUUUCCUCGCAAGCUGUCUCGGGGAGCCUGACAGCUGGGUCGCCAAGAAUUAUGUCUUGUACAAUAUUCAGGAUGCCAUUUGCUCCUGGGGCCACGAUGAGAAAUGUGAUCUAGAUUGGCCGAAUGCUAAUCAGCCUACCUGCUCACAUACUCUCGGUGAUCCAGUCGCCUUGACGACAGAUCCCGUCUAUAACAUUCGAUAUCCUUCGGGUGAGAAAGUGCUUGCUUCUUCGGGGCAAGUAGUUGCUGGAGGUGGGGACUCCGAAGAUUCGGGCGCUAGGAAGCCUAUUCCGGGAUUAUUCGAGGUGCCGAUCGUGGCAGCUCUCAUAAGCAUGGUGAAUUUACAUUCGUUAGCUGCGUCAUAG